Messenger RNA from Pocillopora meandrina, 5874 nucleotides. The record is from the annotation of a GenBank genome assembly. NCBI's taxonomy places the organism in Eukaryota, Metazoa, Cnidaria, Anthozoa, Scleractinia, Pocilloporidae.
GUCUAAGUCACGAAGGAAGCAUGUGAUGCAUUCUGACAGUUAUUUGAGUAUUUAUCCUGGGGCGAUUUUGGCUGUACUUGUACUUAUUGGUUUUGCUUAGCAGAUCAUUGGAAGUUCGUCGGUGUCGAUUGGGAAGCGUGUAGAAGAUGCAGCUUAUUACGACAGUUGUGUUCGCUAUUAGCUUGCUAAGUGUCCCAGGCGAGACUCGACCUUGGGUCCACAGCUCGUUGCAAGAAAAUCCAUUAUCUUCCGACAUAAAAACAGAUCGGCCCAUCAUAGGUGAGUCAUGCAUAUGAUCGUGUUGUGAGAUUUAAUUUUUCUUUAAGAGGAGAUCCGAGGUAACCAAAGCCCCAAAAAUCACGUAGUUGCCUUCAGUGAUAUUGUUUUACCUUAAGUUUGCAACGAAGGAUCUGCUGAAUUUAUUCAGAAUAAUUAUAUCUAACGAAAAUACAAUUACUUUGGUGUUUAUCCUUCUCAGUAGGAGAAGUCGAAGAGCUGUAUUGAAAUUUUUUUUCAAAGUGGUCUUUGAAAAAAUUAACAAGUUAGAGAAGUGAUUUUACUCCAUUCUUUUUCCUGCUGAGGCUAAUUGAUAUGUCACUUGAAAUUAUUAAAUAUUUUUCUGCAUAUGACAUCAGAAUCCAGUCUUGCAUUUAUUUUUAUUGUGUUUUGUUUUACUGUUGAAAGGAAUUCUGGCCCAAAACACAGAUGGCUAUGUCCAGACUUUUGGGCCAACAUACAUUGUUGCCUCUUACAUCAAGUACAUAGAGUCUGCUGGAGGAAGAGUUGUACCAAUUCGGUAUCCUUUAACACAAGUGUAAUAUUCUGCAAUUUAUUUUUAGCUCACAAAGUGAUUGGUUAGAUUGAAUAUGCACUUUUUGGAUUAAAAUUGACAGCUGUAGACCAAGUUCAGUCUGCUGUGAAGUGUAAAACCUUAGCAGAGAGUAGGUAGGUAGGUGAGAAGGUACUUUAUUUCUUCCACAUUAUACUCAUGAGUUCAAGACUGAUUUAAAUGUGAACAUGCUAUAGGGUAGGCCUGAAAAGGGCUUUUGUCGGUUGGAGACAGUGGAUAUUUCAGCACAUCAAAAAGAGGUCAUUCUGAGAGUCAAAGGGUAUUGUUUUUGUCGGUCAAUUGUCUUAUUGGUAGUCUGGUCUGUGAAACAGUUAAUUAAUAAGUAAUGGUUGUCAAUUGUAUUUGAUCAGUUUCCUUUUGGUUAUUAAUAAGCAGAGCUUGGUUUUUGGAUGCCUUUUCCAACCAUCUUUUUCCCUCCACUUUCUCCUUACUUUACACAUGUUGUAAAAUUUUGCAUAUUUGUCAAUUACCACAAUGCAUAAUUCAUUCUUGAUUAAUUGAGGGGAAAUUAAUAUGGUUUUAUGAACAAUCCCAAGAUCAAAAUAUCCUUGGUAAUCAUGAAAUUUGUGUUAAUUUCAUUUGAAUUAUUCAGCUUCUGAGAAGUCGUGAUUAUUAAAUGGGACAUGUCAUGGAGUAUUAGAGGCUGUAUAAUUAUCAAUAAGUGUCAUUAUAAUUUAUAUUGUGAGAAGGCUGUUUUUAUUAACUAAUGGCAGAAACAACUUGACUGAGGAUCAGUUAGAAGAUUUGUUUAAGUCAAUCAAUGGGUGAGAUGACUAAAAGAAGUCUUAAUUUUAACAUAGUGUGCACUCAUCUGGUAGCCACAAAUUAUUGUUGAACAAUUUUAAAUUAAUUGAGAUUGUUGGAUGAAAGCAGUGUGAAGUUAACCCAUGAACUGGAAGACAUUUUUGGAACAAUCACAUAUUUUUGAAAACGUAUUGUGCCACAUCCGAGCAACUAUUGCAUGAAAUAAAUUUACCUGAGGAUGUAAAUUUAAGAUAUCCAUACUUAUGUGACAAUAACAAACGCUUGGCUAGGUUAGGCACAUCUUGUGGCUCAAAGCCUAGUUUGAUCUAAAAUUCUCCCAUCAAUUUCAGUUUGUUUCAGAUCAUGAUAAUUAUCAAUACAAGCCAAAGAAAAAUUAAGAUCAAAGUAGUUUUAAAAAUUUUAAAUCAAAUGAAUAUGUGAACAACAGCAAAUUUGAUAAAUAUUUAUGACUAAUUUUCUCUUAAUCCUUUAAUACCCAUAAGUGGCCAAGACAGAAUUUUGUGUUACAAUAUCAAUACAAUGUCAACCAGAUAAAUGAUGAGAAUAAAGAAAAUUAUCAAUUAGGGGAUAAUUAGUUGAUCCAAUACUAAAUUCUCUGAACGAACAUUAUAAGAAUUAGAUGGUUGACAGUAAGAAGAAUUACAAAUUUGAUCUGGGAGUUAAAGGGUUAAUGUGUUUUCUUUUUGGAUAUAGCGUCUUAUUUCCAGGUGGUGGAGCAGAUAUAUAUGACUCGCCAUACUCAAGAACAGGCAAUAUAAUCUUUAAUCUGGCAAAGAAGGCCAAUGAUGCUGGAGAUGUCUUUCCACUCUGGGGAACUUGCUUGGGAUUUCAGUUUCUCAGUGUUCAAGGAGCUGGUGGAAGAAAAAUUACUUCAGAUGUGGAUGGUCAAGAUUUUAGUGUUCCUUUGAAUCUCAGUGAAGGUGAGAAUUUAAACAACAUUUUAUUAUUAUUAUUAUUAUUAUUAUUAUUAUUAUUAUUACAAGAAAUUCAAGUGGUGUUUUCAGUAUUAGAUCUUGAGUCCUUUCCUCUCUUAUAUUUCUAGGUUACAAAUCUAGUCGCCUUUUAGGAUCUGCACCUGAAAACAUAAUAACUUACCUGAAAACAGACAAUGUUACUUAUAACCAUCACAGGGAGUGUAUAUCUACAAAGGCAAGUAUAUAUUUUAGGUUGGAUUGUUCGUAGAUUAGAGGUCUAAUCACAUACAAAGGCUACAUAAGGGUGAUUAAAACACCUAUGGUUACCAUGUAUCCCUCUUGCUCUAAAACUGGUAAAUUUUUUACCAUUUGAGUUUGGUUUGGGUCUUGAUUUUGAUUUUUUUUUUUAAUUUAAAAUUUUUUCUUUAACAUGUAACUAGUUUGACUCUGAAAAAAAAAAAAAAAAAAAGAAAAACAGGGAGAAAUCAGUUGCUUUGGUCUAAAACAGGAUAAGGGUUCCUGGAAGCAUGCUAAGUAUUUUCAACACUGAUUUUCUCCUUACAAAUUUGAAUAAAUUGUUGAUUAAAUAAGUGAAAAAUUAAAUUAUUUUAUGAAAAUCAUCAAUUACUAAUUCUCAUACUAUUACAUUAGCAAUAUAUUUUUAUAUAUUUUGGCUAUAUGUAAAGGGAUUAAUAGCACAUCCAAGAUGAUUUUGGAUUAUGCAUGAUGUUUCCCAUUCAAGCUCUCUGCUACACUUGGUUUCUUACCUUCCCAAGGUCAGCUCUGAAUGGAUAACCAACUGUGUGCCCCCUUACUUGCAAUAUUUCUGUCACCUUAUCUUUUCAACCUCUUUAUGUUAUUCUUUCCCUGUCUGCUUUUUUGUACUUGACCUGAAAAGCCCACCUGAGAUAUCAGUCUACUGCCUGAUGUUAUCAUGAUUAUGUAUGACAGUAGGACAAAGAGUUUUCUUUUGAAAGAUAGUGACGUCACAAUAUUAUCAUUUUAGACAUAUUCACAAGAUGAGCAGUUAAAGAAGUUCUACAAUUGUCUAUCAACCAACAGAGGCAAGAAAGGAAAGGAGUUUGUAUCAACAAUGGAAGGUAGGGCUUUCCUGACAGGUUAACAGUAUCCAUUUAUAUUCCUGCAUGGAGAGAGGCACUGUGGUAGACAAUUGUCUUGCUCAAAAUACAGAACACAAUGACCUGGCUAUGUGGAUGUCUCUAGCAUGGUCUAGCAUGCUCACUGUGAGGCUGUAGAUGCUCCCAUGCUAAAAAUUAAACCAUCCCAUUUCUGUGGCCACUCAAUAAAAAUUUGACUGUACAUCCUCCAUGUAUGGAUAUUUUCAUGGGCUACCAUAUUAAAGGUCUCUUAUCAGUAUUUCUCAUCUUCCAAAGCAUAUGAUUAUCCAUUUUAUGGUACACAAUGGCAUCCUGAAAAGAACUCUUUUGAAUGGACCCUUCAUGAGGCCAUAAAUCAUUCUGAAGAAGCUGUAGCAGUUACACAGUAUGUGGCAGAUUUUUUUGUCAACCAAGGUAAGUGCCCUAGUCACACAAUCUGAUUCAUUCCCCAUUUCUAUGUAUAAUUACGUCUUCCUUGCAUCACCUAACCCCACAUUUAUGCAGUCUUGGACAACAGAGUGAAUCAUUCCUUUUGAGUUCCCCUUAAAAGGCCAAAUUUUCAGCAAGAAAGGUGUGUGAGAUUUGCCAUGUGUCUGGGGUCUGGGACAACAAAAAAGUAAUUGACUCUCUUGUGUGGAUUCAAGCCCCAGCUAAUAAGAUUUCUUCCUAAAGAGAAAUUACUGUAUGUGUAAUCCUCCCUAUUUUGCCUCUUGAGAAAAGACAACCUUGGAGGCAGGGUUGUCUCAACUACCUGCCACCACAUGAAACCAGUUGGAAAUAUUCCAAGGCUCUCUGUACCUAAAGGGUGAUAGACAUUUGGCUUAGAUAUUAAAUCAUGAUUCCGUUCUCAGCUCGUCUAAGUGGACACAGAUUUCCAAGCAAGGAGGAGGAAGAUGCUGCGUUGAUUUACCACGAUAAUCCAAUCUACUGUAAACCGGAAUUAACACACUUUGAGCAGUGCUACAUUUUCUAGAGAAGCCUAAUGGCUUGAGCAUCAUUUUAAAUAAGGGAGGUUUUGAAUGUGUGUCCAACACGAGCUAAAGUAAUUACUGUGGAAUCAAUUAAUUUCAGUUCAAUCAAUUAAUCAAUUAAUCAGUUAAUUUCUUUAACUAAUCGGAUGCAAGACCAUAAAAACUAGUAAAUCUUGAAUGGGUCAUAUAUGUUAAAGGGCGCCUUUCGAUCGAGUGGUGAUGCACUAAACUUUAAGUAAUUGCAUGGGCCAAUAAUAAAUAAGAGAAAUAUGAUAGAAGCCAACGAGAAUUCAAAGCGACUACAUAAAAUGUAUUUAAGGCACAAGAAAAAGUGACAGAGUCGAGAUGGUUUAUAUUUACUUUUGCUUUUGAUUGAGAGGGUGUCCCGAGAUUUGUCUAUAUGCAAAAAAUGUUUAUUUUAUAAUAUGUCCAUUGUUUCUAUGGUCACCGUGGUAGGACCAUUUGGAAUUUAAUUCGGCCAGUAAUCAUUAAGUGAUCACAGAAAAUUAGAUAACCGCGAAAUAAGGGUCCGGUUUGUUGAUUCCGAGUUUGAUAACUCACCGAAUUGGACGGCACAAAGUCCUGUUUUUAUCUCAUAAAAACUAUGACAACAAAUAGAAGGGAAAUACUUGUUGGUUCAACUCAUUCAUUAAAAAUAAUUUCCAGAAUUUGUCCUAUUUUCCAUGUUUAAAAUGAAGUUUAUGAUGCAUAGACUGUCUCAUUGUUAGUUUGAUGCGCACACUGGUCUAUUUCUCUUAAUACACCUUCAAUAUCCAAUAAAAUUCGAGAAUUUUUAUUAGUUUUGAUUACCAUGAAGGUAAACCAUUGUGGCGAGCUCCGGCCACAAGUAAGAAAUGAUAUUUUCUUUUAAGUGGACACUAAUGAGGCUUUAAUUGGGAAGAUCGCUUUUCGAUUGAGUGUCAUAGAACUAGACCCCAGGUGAUUGCAUAGUUUGAUUAUGGGUAGGGGUUGGGUUUUAUAAAGUUAUAUAACGUGACAUACUAUGGCUGAGUUAGGUUAAACAGAGUAACUUACAAAGUGCCACACCAAAAUUGUAGUGAAAUCAUGUGCAUUUACCGGUGAAAUAGAAUAAUAUUUUGUACGCUGUUGUGCGUGUUUCAUAUGAAGGGAAUCGAAAGCUUAAGCCAUUGACGCGGAUCGCAACCCUUUAGCUGGGUUGCGGUUGAAUGUAAUUUGUUUGUUGUUUGCGAAUAAAUAUGAAUAAUUUUCUUCCCUUUUUAUUGUGAAAGGCGGAA